CCCACCAUGGCCAUCACCAAGGUCAAGCAUCGAUUUGGGAAUUGGGAUCAAACCGCAGCAGGCGCAGGCGUCCCCCCAACGCCGUCGAAAUGCAGAUGAUCUCCUCUUCGAUAGUCCACUCCUCCGCCUCCGGUCUUCUCCUCCCCAAAUUUCGAUUCCGUUCUGCAUUUUCCCUCUCGAAUCUCAGCACUCUCAGUGUCUCCCGCCGCGCUGCCGCGGCGGCUCCGAUUUGCGCGGUUCCGUCGGACACAACGACGAUGGGGACGGGGUUCAAACCCGAAGAAGCGCGAGUACCGCCGGCCAUCUCUCCCCCUGAACCUCCGAUCACUAAGUUCAAUAUCGCACUUUGUCAGUUGUCAGUGACCCCGGACAAGGAAAGAAACAUUGCUCAUGCUCGCCAAUUUAUUGAAAAAGCAGCAAAGAAGAAUGCUCAACUGAUUCUUCUUCCUGAAAUAUGGAAUAGUCCGUAUUCAAAUGACUGUUUUCCGCUGUAUGCUGAGGAUAUUGAUGCGGGAGGUGAUGCAUCUCCAUCAACGGCAAUGUUGUCUGAACUUGCAAAAACCUUAAAGAUUACAAUUGUUGGUGGGUCCAUACCAGAAAGAAGUGGUGAUAAAAUUUAUAAUACAUGUUGUGUCUUUGGAACUGACGGAAAGCUUAAGGCUAAGCACAGGAAGAUCCAUCUCUUCGAUAUUGAUAUACCUGGUCAAAUGACCUUUAAAGAAUCAGAGACUCUCGCAGCAGGGGUAACGCCAACCAUUGUGGAUACAGAUGUUGGGCGAAUUGGAAUAGGUAUUUGUUAUGAUAUUCGAUUUCAAGAGCUAGCUGCUAUAUAUGCUGCCAGAGGUGCACACUUGCUCUGUUACCCUGGGGCCUUCAACAUGACUACUGGUCCUCUUCAUUGGGAGUUAUUGCAGCGAGCCAGGGCAGCGGACUCUCAGCUGUUUGUAGCAACUUGUUCACCGGCUAGAGACACCGGUUCAAGCUAUGUGGCGUGGGGACAUUCAACUCUUGUAGGGCCGUUCGGCCAAGUUUUAGCGACCACAGAGCACGAAGAGGCGGUAAUCAUAGCCGAGAUUGAUUAUUCCGUUAUCGAGCAAGAAAUUCCUUCCAUGUCAGAUUCAGCGCCGGGGGGAUCUCUACCAGCUAGUCGAUGUCCAGAGGCUGGAUUCCACGUGCGCCAACUAAAGGAUUUCUUAUUUGCUCGGGGGGGAAGAAGAUGUCAAAAGCGCAAAAUAUCGUCAUCGAUCCAACCACUUCUACACAGCUCGGCUCGACUCGAUUCCGGUGAGUGUCGAAUUCCCUCUCCAUGAUUGUUGGCUUUGUUUUGUUGAGAGAGAGAUGAGAUUGAGAUUGAGAUUCGGCUUAGAAAUGGAACCAUGGAUAGAUGGUUGCAAUAAAAAUUAUUAUUAUUUUUAUCUUCUAUAAAUAACAAAAAUGGUUUGUGGGCU
Molecule: messenger RNA, 1448 nt
Organism: Andrographis paniculata
Lineage: Eukaryota; Viridiplantae; Streptophyta; Magnoliopsida; Lamiales; Acanthaceae
Product: omega-amidase, chloroplastic-like
Exons: 10
Coding region: 90-1310 (406 amino acids)
Biological process (GO): L-glutamine metabolic process; oxaloacetate metabolic process
Cellular component (GO): mitochondrion
Molecular function (GO): omega-amidase activity
Source: RefSeq, a predicted model, not a curated record